AAAUUUGCUCACAUGAUCAAAAAGUUUAUUGGAAGACGAAGCAAGACAAGAUGGACGUAGCUGAUCGCAGUUCUGGUACUGUUACUGUGCGUGAUGAAUUAGCUGAACGAUGCCAAAAGCUUUUUCAGGACUUCUUGGAAGAGUUCAAAGAAGACGGAGAGUUAAAGUAUCUAGCUGAUGCACAGGAACUUAUUCGUCCAGAACGAAAUACUCUUGUAGUAAGUUACAGCGAUGUUGAAGCUUACAAUGCACAGCUGUCGACUAUCAUACAAGAAGAAUAUUACAGAGUUUUUCCAUUUCUUUGCCGUGGUGUGAGGAACUUUGCGAGGGAUAGAGGAGAAGUCCCAACCAACAAGGAGUUCUAUGUCAGUUUUGUAGAUUUACCUACAAGACAUAAAAUAAGGGAAUUGACCAGUCAGAAGAUUGGAAGUUUACUGAGAAUUAGUGGUCAAGUUGUGCGUACCCAUCCUGUACAUCCAGAGUUGGUCACUGGUACAUUUGUCUGUCUUGAUUGUCAAACAAUAAUCAAGGAUGUUGAGCAGCAAUUCAAAUAUACACAG
Actinia tenebrosa (Australian red waratah sea anemone) is the source of this 560-nucleotide messenger RNA. Its product is annotated as zygotic DNA replication licensing factor mcm6-B. Lineage: Eukaryota; Metazoa; Cnidaria; Anthozoa; Actiniaria; Actiniidae. Gene Ontology annotation, molecular function: ATP binding; single-stranded 3'-5' DNA helicase activity; single-stranded DNA binding. Gene Ontology annotation, cellular component: MCM complex; nucleus. The record is from RefSeq and is a predicted model, not a curated record. Gene Ontology annotation, biological process: mitotic DNA replication; DNA replication initiation; double-strand break repair via break-induced replication.